AUGACAUCAGUACAUCCGAUUACUGUAGUUCGUGAACUUAUACAGUUUGGAUACGAGCCUUUCCCAACAACUUGUGGCCGGAAAUAUAUAUUUUUUGGAGAAGAAAUGGCAAUUCUUCCGAACAUCUUAAGUUACAUGAAACAACUCUCCAAGGCAAAAAAGUUUUCAACUCUAUUUAAAGGUCUUGAUUCUGCCAUCUGUGUGCAUAUUAUAGGUGGAACAGUUGAUGGAUACAUGUGGAAGUUUUUUGGACAAGUUAUGGGCGAUAUAAACACAGAUGUACGAAAGAAGCAGACAUUAUGCACUUCACUAAAAUUCACAUUACGGUCAGGGUUGGGCGGCUAACUGUUUUUUCGGCUAACAGCUAAUUCGGCGAAUUUGGAAAAAAACUCAAUCACCGAGAUACCCCUAUAUGCUGAAGUCUAUUGGAGCUUCAAACAAAGCAUUUUUGCGUUCCAAUCUUUCCAUUUGGAACCGGUCGUUAAAGCUGCUGCCAGAGAAACUAAACCGAUCAGUCUUUGCUUCCCAUUUAAAUGUUAUUCCCAUUUGUAAACUUAUUCCCCCAACUUGCUCCCCCAAACUAUACUAUGGUUUAUAGGAUCAGUUUAGGAUCUCCUACCCGUUGAUCAUUUUGUGAUACCAUUUAAUUUUCUUUUGACGAGAAUAACAACACAAUUUUUCACACAA
This is a messenger RNA of Caenorhabditis elegans, 687 nucleotides long. RefSeq names its product Peptidylprolyl isomerase (gene F43E2.11). The transcript has 4 exons. Gene Ontology annotation, cellular component: mitochondrial outer membrane. The record is from RefSeq and is marked reviewed. Lineage: Eukaryota; Metazoa; Nematoda; Chromadorea; Rhabditida; Rhabditidae. The coding region runs from base 1 to 345 and encodes 114 amino acids.